AUGUCUUUGACGGGGACAUUGCCAUCCGAGCUUUUUCGACUCGCACGACUUGAAGAAGUUGAUUUCAGCUACAACAGCAUCAGGGGCACCUUGCCCACUCACAUUGGAAACUGUCAACUGUUGGAGCAGUUGGAAAUGGAACGAAACAAACUGUCCGGAAGCAUCCCCACCGAGUUGGGGAGCCUUGGAGGUCUGAAGGUACUUGAAAUCUUUUCAAACUCCUUCACAGGUCUAAUUGCCAACAGAGAUUGGACAGACCACAAAACUGCAAAGUCUAUUGUUGAAUGA
Molecule: messenger RNA, 288 nt
Organism: Seminavis robusta
Lineage: Eukaryota; Bacillariophyta; Bacillariophyceae; Naviculales; Naviculaceae
Source: the annotation of a GenBank genome assembly